AUGUCUCCUGGCUUGGUGAUCCCCGAGUCCGGGCUGUCUCUCCGCCAUGACGAGCAGUCCGGAGCCGGUUCGGCGAAACCCGCUCAGAUCAUGCGGCUAAACCUGGUGCAGAGCACUCUGGAUGAACUCUUGGAAAGUCUACGGAAUGACCAGCCAGCUCGAGUUCGUCUGGGAAAACACCCGUCUCUUCAUUACGCGGGCAAAUCCCAAGCCUUUCACGCCUACCCCGAAACUCACCGUUCCGAGAUCUACCAUACUUCGACCGACGAUCGGGACAUUUACUUUACCGGUGUUUUGAGCCAUAGCCUCGAGGUGGAAAAGGCCAAACAGGACACUGCGGCUACGGACCAGGCACUUGCCAAUCUGGAGGAGAGCCUCAGUGCCUUUGAAAGAGGCAAAGAGUCCAAGAAAACUCAUAUCAUCCACCAUCCCGAUGAGUUCAAGGCCUUGAAAGCCGCUGGCGCUGGAAGCUCUUCUCUCCGGGGUCACAAGACCAAGGCCGAAUUGGAAAAGGACCGAUUGCUGCGAAUGGGGCCAAGUCGGUCACUGACCUCGAGCCCGACUCUCGGUGCUCCCAAGUCUCCCGUGCCCAUGCUCAUGCCCACCUCCGCACCAACCUCACAGAUCAAAAAUCGUGCCCGCCUCGACGCCCUCAAGACCCCUUUCAUCCACCUCCUCGCCGUACGAGCCGUUUCGACCAAGUUCCUCUCCCGCCAAACCUGUUCCUCCAUUGAGGACUGCGGCAGUCUUGCUCAGAAGUACGGUACGGAGAACCGCCUCAACCGCGAGAAAUUCGAUCUGAGGGACAAAACAUACAAAGACCUUGAUGUGUGGAACUUCCCCUACCCCAAUCAAGAGGACCGACAGCAGGCAAUUGAGAAUGCCAUUUCGGCUUUCGAUCGGCUGCGGAUUUCUCGUUCGGAUAAGCUCUGGCAGACACUUCUUCCUAAAGAGGAGCGAGGCAAGGGCAGGUGCCUGUCACGACUCAAUCUGAGCACUGGACCCGUCAAGAAGACUGCUACUCCGCGGGUCCAGUUAGACGGGGCUGAUGAUCGGGCCAGUGGUGAGGGUACUGGCAAUGAAUCGGAACGUCCUACUAUGUCUUCCAAGGGACUAGACGGUGCUCCACCUCGAUCAAAUGUACCGAAGUCCCGGGCGGAGAAAGAACCUGCCAAACGACCUGCCAAGGCGAAGCCCACUAACAACAGUACCUUGACCGGCCGGGUUACAAAGAAGACGGCAGCGAAGGCACCGGCCAAGGUGGAUACCAAGUUCAAGUCCGAUGAGUUUGUCCACUCGUCAGACGAUGACGAUGUGGAGAUGUCCGAUGCCACGCCACCUUCAGCACCUCCGGCUCCGCGCCCGAAGGAGAAUAAGCCGGUCCCACCACCCAGGAAGACUCAGGGUCAGAAGGGACCUCAGAAGACCCAGGUUCCUGCAAAGCGCCCUGCCGAAAGUACUGCGUCCAAAGUUCCCAGGGAGGCGCCUACCCCCAAGCUCGAAUCAUCCCAUGGCAAGACGGCCUCCAAGAAACCUGCAUCCCGACAGUCCACCUCACCCCAGAAGCCUUCUCCACUCGGCUCUUCUCCUCCUACUAAUGCCUCUGAUGUUCCGAGCCGUAACCGCUCCGACAGCCAGAACCAAUCCUCCAGCUCGUCUUCGUCUUCUCCCCUCAUCUCCCAGCUUUCUCGGACAGACAAAACCACCGCCAAUACACGGGUUUCGAAACCCACUGGGCAAACCAAUGGCGUUACCAAGUCUGCGGUCACUGGAAACCCCUUGAAGCGCAAGGCGGAGUCGACAACUGCACAAGCUGCACCUGUCCGUACGACUGGCAACCUCGACCACAAGCGACGCCGAGCCGUCAGCGCCUCUAGUGGAGGCAGUACUGGCAGUGCGUCCCCACCAAUGAGCUUCGAAAUUGCCCGACAGCGGCUAUCAGAACGGUCACAGGUAUUCAAGAAGCACUAUGCCAAGUACCGCACCUUGCAUAAGUCCCUCGAGGCCCUAUCCAGCCCUCCCCAAUCAGAGCUCGACAGACUAGUACGAAUGCACGAGCAUCUGCAAAGCGAAAAGAGAGAAAUCUGGGAAGAAGAUCGACGUCUUCGAGAAGGCAUUCUCUCUUAA
Molecule: messenger RNA, 2127 nt
Organism: Penicillium odoratum
Lineage: Eukaryota; Fungi; Ascomycota; Eurotiomycetes; Eurotiales; Aspergillaceae
Exons: 1
Coding region: 1-2127 (708 amino acids)
Source: RefSeq, a predicted model, not a curated record